UGCAAACGUGUGCCUUGGCUGGUGUCAUGGCUGGUUUUAUUGCUAUUCUUGGUCUUUCUGCAGUGUGGCAUUUGGUUGGUGGUGUCUUUACUGAAAUCCCCCACGGAAGGAAGACCUGAGUGCAGUGUAGGAACCCUGAGAAGUGCUGAAGGGAACUGAACACGAAGAGUGCUGGGUGCAGAGAGCAUCUCUGCAGGAGCUGACUGCGUUUGUGGCCGUUCUCCAUCUCAGAAGCCGUUUUGUUUUUAAUAAAUUAAGGGCUAUUGGGAAGAGAAACUUGGAUAUUCAUUAGCCAAGCCAGUGAAGAACGUGGCAUUCUAAAUCCUUUCUGCAAUCCAUCGUUCAGACAAUCUGGUUAUUGACCUGGUUUGACCAUAGCUCUGUUACACCAUCAGAAAGAAACAACUUGAUCAUGGAGAGCUUUUCUCAUUGCUCUGUUCUUUCGGGAUGCAGUGGGGCUGGUGCUGUUGAAUCCCAUCUGCAUCUGCUUUCCAACCCAUGCAGAACCACUGGGUGCCAUCAACUCUUGGACAAUGAUGGGUGCCAGUGACGCAGCCCUGCUCACCCCUGAUCUCUGGAUGUCAAAAUCUUGUUCUCAUCAUCUUGGUCCUUUGGGGAGGACUUCAGAUUUUAGGAUAAGUGUCUAUAGAGCAGAGCCAUACAGCUGCUAUGGGUGUCAUGAUUUCUUUGUGCUAAGCAACAUUGUUUUAGAGGUUCCAGUAAUUAAGAUGUAUUGUUUUAUGGUUUGCUGGGAAGAUUGAACUGGAACAGCAGCGUGGAAAUUCAUCUGAAAUAGCAUGGAAAUGUCAAGGAGUAGAAAGGAGGACUUAAUAAAUAGUCAAGCAGAUCCCAGUUGCUGGGAUACAGUGGGUUUAAACUGUUCCUGCUGCCUGGGAACUGGAACCCCUCAUCGGUUCUGAGCCACACAGUGAUGUUGUGCCCCUUCCCUGGCAGUGUCAUGCUUCAAACCUGCCUCGCUGGGGGAUGCUGGUGAGAUUUCUGUUUGAAGAUUCACCAGAAGUUGUUCUGACUGCUGAAUUUACACGGUGCCACGUCCGAUGGCCGCCACGAAGACCUUGGGGAGCGGCUGCAUCCUUGGCGCGGUGCUGCCUUGGGUUUUCUGCCUCCUGUUGGGGGCAGCUUCCUUUCCUAAAGUGACCAUCCCACCAGAGCUGCAGUCAGCAGAGGCUCACGUUGCAGUGAACGCCACGUCGUGCAGCGUCACCUGCGGCCUGGGCCUCCAAGUGGAGGAAAUGUGUGAGAUCACAGCAGCAGGGGAGAGGAAGAACUGCACCACGCGCCGCUCGCACUGCACCACCACGUGGGGCUGCGGUUUGCUGCACCUCACCGUCCCUGUGGGCAAACCCCUGGUGCUCAGCUGCCUGACCUCAGACGUCAUCGAUCUGGGAGUCAGAGGGUACAGCUGCACGUGGAAACUCGCCCCGGGUCUCAUCACCAUGAAUGAUGUUUUGUUUGCACCUUUCAGAAACCCGGGUUUCGCCGUUGCCUUUUCCCCAACCAAGGAAUCUGAUGCUGGGACGUACCGCUGCGACGUGCGCGUGUUGAAGACGUUCAGGGUCAUCAAGAGGAUCUACUUUGGGCUCAGGGUGAUCCGAAAUGACUUGGUGGACCUGGACUUUGGCAAAUCCUUGACUCGAGAGCAGAAGCUGGCAGUCAGGAACGAGGAAGGAAUCGAAGCCAACAGCACCCUUGUAGACGUGGAGGAGAAGCUGUACUUUUGGCAAAGAAAAUCCUUUCGUAGAUCCUUGAUAGGGUUUGGAACCGGGCUGGUAGGGGUCGUCGUGGUGAGCCUGGCUCUCCGCUGCUUGCAGGAGAGGUUGAGAAGCAGAGCUGCAGAGGAUCAGACUCAGUUCUAGUGCGAUUUCUUGUCUCUGUCUCGCUUAUUGUCACAAGUAGAGCAACAUCAGUAUUGGUGCACUGUUUCACAAUGAGGUUUGUAGUUACUCUCUUGGUUGGGUUGGAGAGUUUGGGGUGUUUUUGUUUUGUUUUGCAGCUCGUAACUUGGGAUCCUGUUUCUCCCUCAUCCUCUUGAAUUUCUUCUCCCUUGCCCAGGUUUGUGACACAGAUCCCUGAGGUCGGUAGCUGGAGCAAAAGAGGUGCAGAGAAGUGAAGAUGCUGCAGCUGGGUCCCUGCUGGGUCUCUGUGGUCCUUCCCAGCAGACCCCAAGGUCUGUUUUGGGGAUCUGGGAGUGCUGGGAGGAGCUGAGCCGCCGCUCCCUGCCUGUUGUGUUUGUUUGUCUCCCGCUUCAGAAAGCUGAAGCAUCAUCAGCAGUAGUUGGAAGCUUCCACUCUUCCCUUUGUAGUUCAGAACAGCGAGGCAGGGAGCAUUAGGCAGCACAAGCACAUCUUCAAUCUGAGCACUGCAGCUCAAGGAGCGUAACGGGGUGGUUUUAAUCACGACUCAGAGCUGAGCUCACUCCUAAAAUCUUUAAAGGAGGAGGAGAGGGAAGAGUUCAGCGGGCCUGUGGCUCGUUUUCCUGGUGACUAAUAAGUACAAAGCGUGCAGCAGCACUGUAGGGAGCAUUGUUUCCCCAUUGGUAGCAGAAUCCGCAGAGGGACUUAUUAAGUGCCUUCUCUCUCUGGUUUCUGUCUUUAUUUUACAGUAAACAACUCUAUUUACUCGCUCUGUUUCCUUUUUUUUCCCCGUGAACUCAAGUACAGGAAUGCACCACGCAUCCAAUUCCGGGGAAAGUAAUGAUGGAGCUCUGCUAUUUAGAUCAAAGCAUACUAUUAUAUUUUUUCUUCAGACCAGAAAAAUAAUGCUUUAAUGUAGAAAGAGCUGAAUAUACAAGCAGACACUUUAUUUGCAGAACAUCCUAUUGAAAGAAAACAACAUCAGACCAAAACGUAGCGAGCUGAAUCUUCAUGUCCAAUUAAGUGGGUAAUGGGUAUAUCUGAAUAAUGAUCUGCAGGCCGUGGGGUUGUCUGUGUUUGAGUGAGGAACUGAGCCUGUUAGCAGCCUUGGAUUCUCUGUGGGUUGUUUGCUGGGUUCUGAGGGAAGAAUUCGCUGCUCACAGCCACUGGCAGAGG
Centrocercus urophasianus (Greater sage-grouse) is the source of this 3050-nucleotide messenger RNA. RefSeq names its product transmembrane protein 81 (gene TMEM81). NCBI's taxonomy places the organism in Eukaryota, Metazoa, Chordata, Aves, Galliformes, Phasianidae. The record is from RefSeq and is a predicted model, not a curated record. The coding region runs from base 1059 to 1877 and encodes 272 amino acids. The transcript has a single exon.